UAAGGUCAGAGGGGAACCAGGAGUGCAGAACCAUGUCGGGGAAGCCCAGGCUUACCUACUGUAAUGGAAGGGGGCGAAUGGAGCCCGUACGAUGGCUGUUGGCUGCAGCUGGUGUGGAGUUUGAAGAAGUUUUUUUGGAAACUAGAGAGCAGUAUGAAAAGUUAAUCAAAGAUGGAGUCCUGAUGUUCCAGCAAGUGCCCCUGGUUGAGAUUGAUGGGAUGAAGAUGGUGCAGACCAGAGCCAUCCUCAGCUACAUAGCAGGGAAAUACAAUCUCUAUGGGAAAGACUUGAAGGAGAGAGCCCUGAUUGAUAUGUAUGUGGAAGGAGUAACAGAUCUGAUGCACAUGAUUUUGAUGUUUCCUUUCUCUCCACCUGAGGCAAAGGAGAAAAAUCUUGACUCAAUUAAGGACAGGGCAACUAACAGGUACUUUCCAGUCUUUGAAAAGGUUUUGAAACAACACGGCCAGGACUUUCUUGUGGGCAACAAAUUCAGCUGGGCAGAUGUUCAGCUAAUUGAAGCCAUUUUAGCAGUAGAGGAGAAAAUACCUGCUGUGCUGUCGGGGUUUCCUCAGUUGCAGGCUUUUAAAAUAAGAAUGAGCAAUAUGCCUACAAUUAAGAAGUUCCUGCAGCCUGGCAGCCCAAGGAAACCCCCACCAGACGAACGUUACAUAGAAACUGUGUUGAAGAUUUUUAAGAAAUGA
This is a messenger RNA of Egretta garzetta (little egret), 701 nucleotides long. Its product is annotated as glutathione S-transferase 3. The transcript has 7 exons. Gene Ontology annotation, biological process: glutathione metabolic process; xenobiotic metabolic process. Lineage: Eukaryota; Metazoa; Chordata; Aves; Pelecaniformes; Ardeidae. The coding region runs from base 33 to 701 and encodes 222 amino acids. Gene Ontology annotation, molecular function: glutathione transferase activity. The record is from RefSeq and is a predicted model, not a curated record.